AUGGCGGAAAGGGCUGGCAGAUCAGACGACUUGAAGAGGGCCUCCAAAGCAAGAAUCUGUGCAGACACACACAUCUUCACUCCCUCGUACCCUGGGUGAGUUACAGCUGUAUCGUGUCCUGCAGAGAGCCAACUUAUUGGGUUACUAUGACACCUUCAUCCAGCAGGGCGGCGAUGAUGUGCAACAGCUUUGUGAAGCUGGAGAAGAUGAAUUCCUGGAGAUCAUGUCUUUGGUUGGCAUGGCAACAAAGCCUCUCCAUGUCCGAAGAUUACAGAAAGCCUUAAGAGACUGGGCUACUAAUCCGGGACUGUUCAAUCAGCCACCUUUGGGAAAUGUCCCUCUGAGCACCAGCAUACCUUUAUUCAAGAUAUCUGAAACCAUGGGAAGAGUUGGGAGACAAUGUAAUGGCAUUAUUAGUAAUUCUGAAAGCCUGAACAAGACCAUUGCAGGUUUUGGUGUCCCAGAGCAGCUGGAACAGCAUGAGAAAAGAUCACCUGUACACUUGGACAGCAGAACUUGGACAGUGCAGGUGUCUCCAGAUCAAAAUGAAGCAGAUGACGAUGAUAUGGAUGAUGAUGAAGAUGGAAGAGGAAUGCAAUAUGGCUCAGGAGGUGAAAGGUUGGACCAUGACAUGGUACAUGUGAUAUCGGACAGUGUGGAGAGGCUGAUGAAAGGCUUGCCUCGUGGUGAUAUAGCUGAAGCACGAUCCAUGCUUAAAAUAAAUAAAAAACUGGGGAGGUCACUGGGCCAUAUCUUUCAUAUGGUAGAUGGAGGGCCCAGAAAGGACAGGGAGAUUAGAAGACACAGUGCUAUAUAUGGAAGGAGUGACUCCAAGAGACGUGAAGGAAAGAGACUCACGCUGCAUGAGCUGACAAUAAAUGAAGCAGCUGCUCAAUGCUGUAUCAGGGAUAACACUUUGCUCCUGCGGAGGGUGGAGUUAUUCUCUCUGGCCAGGCAGGCUGCUCGGGAGAGCUCUUACUUAGCAUCUCUGAAAUGCUCCAGGUUAACUCCCGAGGAAAUGGGGGCACCACAAGCAAAAUUACUUAAGCAAGAGGUUGUGGAGGUGUCACUGCAAGGUGAAUCAGAGGGGGUAAAUACAUCAGUGCGACAUAGCAUGGAAGAAGACAGUGGCAGCAUAUCAGGGGAGAGCAUGGAUGGUCAUAUGCAAGCUGUGACAGUAAGAAUACCAUCAUCCCCAGGAGUUCCUCCUACAGACCUAUCAAUUGCUCUCCCACACCCAUCUCCAUGGAGUAGACAGCUACUACAACAGACACUGAUGGAUGAAGGGUUACGAUUGGCCAGGCUGGUGUCACGUGACCGGUUGGGCCGCAUUAGCCUGUGUGUGCCUGGGACUCCUCAUAUCUCAGAGUGUGAGGAUGGUGGUUCAGAAAGUUGUUCAAGUCUGCCGGUUUCUCCACAAAUCACAGACCUUCGAACUGGGAGCUGCAAGGAGCAAGAGUAA
This is a messenger RNA of Staurois parvus, 1462 nucleotides long. The record is from the annotation of a GenBank genome assembly. NCBI's taxonomy places the organism in Eukaryota, Metazoa, Chordata, Amphibia, Anura, Ranidae.